GAGUUUACUUACUAUUUGCACAAUUGCUGGGCUGCUCUGCCAAUAGGCCACCGUGCUCCUGUGGGCUGAGUGUCCAGAUGGCCAGCUGUCUCCCUGGAACCAUGGCUUUCCCUGCGGGAUUUGGAUGGGGGGCAGCCACCGCGGCUUAUCAAGUGGAAGGAGGCUGGGAUGCAGAUGGAAAAGGCCCUAGUGUCUGGGACACAUUCACCCAUCAGGGAGGAGACAGAGUUUUCAAGAACCAGACUGGCGAUGUAGCUUGUGGCAGCUACACUCUGUGGGAGGAAGAUUUGAAAUGUAUCAAACAGCUUGGAUUGACUCAUUACCGCUUCUCUCUUUCCUGGUCACGUCUGUUACCUGAUGGGACGACAGGUUUCAUCAACCAGAAAGGAAUUGACUAUUACAACAAGAUGAUUGAUGAUUUGUUAGCAAAUCGGAUUACGCCCAUAGUGACUCUCUACCACUUUGAUUUGCCGCAGACAUUAGAAGACCAGGGAGGUUGGUUGUCAGACACAAUCAUCGAAUCUUUUGAUGAAUAUGCCCGGUUUUGCUUUAAGAUGUUUGGGGAUCGAGUCAAGCAGUGGAUCACCAUAAAUGAGCCUAAUAUGUUUGCCCUGCUGGCAUAUGAUUUGGGUGCAUUUCCUCCUGGUGUACCUCACCUGGGAACUGGAGGCUAUAAGGCAGCUCAUAAUUUGAUUAAGGCCCAUGCCAGAGCCUGGCACAGCUAUGAUUCCUUAUUCCGAAAAGAGCAGAAGGGUCUGGUGUCCAUAGCAUUGUUCUGUGGCUGGGUGGAACCAGCGGAUCCCAACUCAGUGUCUGACCAGGAAGCUGCUAAAAGAGCCUUAGCUUUCCACUUGGAUUUCUUUGCGAAACCCAUUUUUAUUGAUGGUGAUUAUCCAGAAGUUGUCAAGUCCCAGAUCGCCUCCAUGAGUAAAAAGCAAGGCUAUCCAUCAUCAAGGCUUCCAGAAUUUACAGAAGAAGAGAAGAGGAUGAUCAAAGGCACAGCUGAUUUUUUUGCUGUGCAAUAUUAUUCCAGUCGCCUAGUCAAGUACCGGGAGAACGAUAAAGGAGAACAGGGUGUUCUCCGGGAUGUGGAGAUAGACAUUUUUCCAGACCCAACUUGGAUAAAUGUGGAUUGGGUCUAUGUGGUGCCGUGGGGAAUACGAAAACUACUGAAAUACAUUAAGGAUACGUAUAAUAACCCUGUAAUUUACAUCACCGAGAAUGGGUUUCCCCAGGGUGACCCCACAUCUCUUGAUGACACUCAACGCUGGGAGUUUUUCAGACAGACAUUUCAAGAACUGUUCAAAGCUAUCCAGCUUGAUAAAGUCAACCUUCAAUUGUAUUGCGCUUGGUCUCUUCUGGACAACUUUGAGUGGAACCAGGGUUACAGCAUGCGGUUUGGUUUCUUCCACGUUGAUUUUGAAGACCCAGCUAGACCCAGAGUCCCUUACACGUCAGCCAAGGAGUAUGCCAAGGUCAUUAGAAACAAUGGCUUAGAGGGACAUCUAUAGAAGAGAUGGCUGGAUGGUAUCACCCGGAGAAGAGGCCUCGGUGAUUGCAAAGGAAUCUGCUUUGAGGAUCCCUCAGACAAUCUCAUAUUGCCUUUGUAAUCCACA
Molecule: messenger RNA, 1616 nt
Organism: Myotis lucifugus (little brown bat)
Lineage: Eukaryota; Metazoa; Chordata; Mammalia; Chiroptera; Vespertilionidae
Product: cytosolic beta-glucosidase
Exons: 5
Coding region: 78-1511 (477 amino acids)
Biological process (GO): carbohydrate metabolic process
Molecular function (GO): hydrolase activity, hydrolyzing O-glycosyl compounds
Source: RefSeq, a predicted model, not a curated record